UGUUUAUCCAAGUUUUCAUUUUGGAUUAUUUAAAAAAAAAUUGAAUUCACAAUAAUAACAAAAAUAUACAUAAAUUAUGGAAAGAUACAAAGUAGUAUUAUAUGGAUCACAUAAUACUAUACGAGAGUUGUUGAAAAAAGCAUGUUAUCAAGAUUGUGAUGAUUACUAUUUAGAAGAUGAUUCGCAUUCUAAGAGCAUCGUUAAUAGUGAUAAAUCUUGCACGUUUGAUUUAUUUAAUACAAACUGUAUUGCUGGGGGACCAAUUGAAAAACAUCGAGAUUUUGAUGAUAACUGGCUUAAACAAGCAGAUGGAUUUCUUAUUAUUUAUUCAGUGGCCGAUAGUUCAUCAUUUCUAAGUUUGGAAAGAUAUUAUGAUCGAAUUGUUAGAGCAAGAACUGAUAUAGACGAAAAAGGCGAAAAAAAGCCUGUAUUACUAGUUGCUUGUGACUGUAGCGACAUAUAUCGAGAAAUCACGCGUGAAGAUGGCUUCUUAUUAGCAAGAAAGCUAGGGUGCAAAUUUGUACAAAUAGAUGUUGAAGAUAACGUAAAGAUAGAUAAACUUUUUUAUGAUCUUUACGAUCGUAUCAAUAUGAAAACUGAUCAAACGCCGAAUAUAAAAAAAACCAAGAAAAUAGAUAAAUUUCUAAAAAUAUUUAGAUUUAAAUAAAUAUCGACUUUUAAGAU
Messenger RNA from Halteromyces radiatus, 684 nucleotides. RefSeq lists its product as uncharacterized. The annotation marks the transcript as partial. Gene Ontology annotation, molecular function: GDP binding; GTP binding; GTPase activity. Gene Ontology annotation, cellular component: plasma membrane. Gene Ontology annotation, biological process: signal transduction. The record is from RefSeq and is a predicted model, not a curated record. The transcript has a single exon. NCBI's taxonomy places the organism in Eukaryota, Fungi, Mucoromycota, Mucoromycetes, Mucorales, Cunninghamellaceae.